AUGGCAGACGACUAUCGGGUAAUUCUUGUCAAACUUGCAGAUCGAUUGCACAACAUGCGGACACUUCAGUUUAUGCCAGAGAGGAAGCGCAAGACGAUUGCAGCAGAAACACUUGUCGUGUUUGCACAACUGGCGCACCGCCUGGGCGUUUGGCUGUUUAAAACCGAGCUGGAGGAUUUGUCCUUCAAGUACCUGUACCCGACCGAGUUUCAGCGGCUCGAUAAGCUGCUGAGCAUGAGGCGAGCACAGUACACGUCGACUCUGGCUGCGGCGACGCACGAUUUUUCUGAGAUUCUCAGGCGAGAUAAAAUGUUCAAAGAGCACAACAUCAAGCUGGAGAUCACGGGAAGGGAGAAGGGAAUGUAUUCGCUGUGGGAAAAAAUGCGCAGAAAGACAAAGUACAAGAACAAUAUCGAUAACAUCGAUGACAUCAUUGCAUUGCGCGUCGUGCUGGACAUCCAGCAGCUUGCUGGCGAAAGUGAUGAGGAUUUUGCGAAUCGUGGCGCUGGCUAUUGCUAUCAUGCCCUCACUUUGGUGCGAAAGCUCCCGAACUGGUCAGGAGGCGAUAGUCUAAAGAACUAUAUCGCCUUUCCAAAGCCGAACGGCUAUCAGUCAUUGCAUGUGACAUUUAUUCACCAUGAUGCGCCGGUUCCACUGGAAAUACAGAUUCGAACCCGGCAGAUGCACGAAGUUGCAGAGUAUGGCAUGGCAGCACAUUGGAUAUACAAAGAUGAGCAGCGAGGUGAUGGCGAGCAGAAGAAGUCGAAGAUGCGGAGCCGCAGGGUUGCAUGGUUGGAGUCCCUUGCAGACAAAGACGGAGAUUUACGCAAGGACGCGCAACAGUUUGUGGAGGAGGUCUUGCGCGACGAGCUUGGAAGAAGGUGCUUCGUGUUCCUGCGCGAUGGAACUAUUCUGAACUUGUCAAGAGGAUGCACGGCAUUGGAUGCUGCAUUCAAGAUUCAUUCCGAGGUCGGACUGCACAUGCAGCACGCGGUGAUUAACGACAAGAAGGUGCCACCCUUUUAUCAGCUCCAGAACGGUGACCGUGUCAACAUAGUGACAUCUGACGAUGCUGCUCCGCCCAGAGAGUGGCUAGCAUAUGCCUUUCUUCGAUCUACUCGGAACAAGCUUGCAGCUCAUUUCAGGCGAACGAAGAAGGAGAAGGAGCGUGCCGUCGACCUCGCAGCAGCUUUGGCGACAGCAGCGACGGCGGCAGCUGCAAUUCCUCUUGUGCACUGA
Symbiodinium pilosum is the source of this 1239-nucleotide messenger RNA. NCBI's taxonomy places the organism in Eukaryota, Dinophyceae, Suessiales, Symbiodiniaceae. The record is from the annotation of a GenBank genome assembly.